CUCUAGUAAUGAUGACCAGUGAACCCCGCCACUAAGCCGAAUCCAUUGCGCAAUACCCCGCGGUGCUAUAGAUGCGUUUGAAAUCCCCAACUGGGCGGACGAACCAUAAAAAGGCUUCAGUUUCUAUAUAUUUACCGUAUCAAUCUUUUGGCAUAAGUUAUCUGUAUCUUAUUUUCUGUAUAUUUAACUCGAGAACCUGUUGGCUUCCAUUAUGGCAGACCCCACUCUAUAUACUUACCCCUCCCCGCUCGAGGGUUAUCGCGACCUCCCUCCCCUUCCGAAUGAGUUUUCUGAGGACGGAAAGAGCUUUGAGAAUCCAUCGACAGGAAAGCUUAGUGACAGCUAUACCAAAUUCACUCCUCCGCUGAAAAAUGGAGAGCAUGCUGCAUUUGAUGUACAUAUAUACUACUUCCAGAGCAAUGAUUACCAACUCAAAUUUGCGGGAGAAUUGUGGGAACGCAUCCGUCGCGAAUUCCCCGAACUCCGUAUCUACAAAUUAUGGGACAAGCCCAUCGGGCCCCAUCCCAUCGCGAUGUUCGAGGUAAACCUCUUCACACCUGCACAGUUCGGGGCCUUCAUUCCUUGGCUGGUGAUCAACCGCGGUCCCCUGAGCACACUCGUGCAUCCGAACACCAAAGAGAUUGUGGACGGGAAGGAUGUGAGCGAUGAGGAGAGAGACCAUACGCAGCGGGCGACGUGGAUGGGCGAGCCUGUGCUGCUCGAUUUGAGCAUUUUUAAGCGUAUGAAGGCCGGCGCCGUCGCCAGGGCAAAGGCAUAGGAAGUACGGUCUUGGAUAUGAGCCUGUUCUCCAAGUUGUACCUAGGCUAAAUAGUCGUUCAAUAUGUUGAUAGUCCUUCGGUUAUCGGAACCACCAGUUUGCUGAUGCGUUCAGUCCGUCACCCUCGCUUUUGAUACUAUGCCACCAGCCCUUGGGGAUGAAAAGGGCAUCUCCAGGCCGAACAGUAACUUCGUGGCCGUCCAAGUUCGUAGGGUCCCAAACUGCUUCUUUGAGAUCUACCCUCUCACGCCCCUGGAACAUUUCCAGUCGCAGCAAGGCCGCAGGGCACACUACACACCACACUCGCAGUGGCUCAUAACAUCAGACCAACCGGUCCCGCAUACACCCCCUUUCGGGAGAACCUCCGAGACACCGCCCUCUACUAGCAAACCUGACACCAUCCCAACUGGCGGGGAAGGCGCUCAGUCAACGGGCCUUACAGCCACGCAAACACGCAAGAAC
Molecule: messenger RNA, 1240 nt
Organism: Pseudogymnoascus destructans
Lineage: Eukaryota; Fungi; Ascomycota; Leotiomycetes; Thelebolales; Thelebolaceae
Exons: 3
Coding region: 212-778 (188 amino acids)
Source: RefSeq, a predicted model, not a curated record